AUGCCACCACGACCAUUUCCGCAGACUUUGAGUAUAGGCACCGAUAUCUGCCACUACCCACGCUUUCUAAAAUACUUUCCUUCAAGCCACCAAGUGACCCAGAUUACGGCAACCUCAUCUUCAACCCCUCUCUUCAAACUCUUCGACAAAACCUUUCUACCCUCUGAACAACGCGUCUUCUGGCGGAGAUUUCCCUCUCCUCCUCAACGCUCUAUCUCUAGCACUGGCACCGAAUCCAGGGUUUGGAACACUCAACAAGCAAACGAAGCAGCAAGAUACAUCGCCUCACGCUGGGCAGCUAAAGAAGCUGUUAUCAAGGCGUAUGCUGCAGAGAGAAGGUUAAUGCUGAGGGAUGUGGAGAUCAGGAAGGAUGCAAAGACGAAACAACCGUUUGGUGUUGUGAGGGAUGAGGGUGAGGGGAAGGGGUAUGAGGAUGCGAGAGAGGUGUUUGGAAAGUUGAGGAGGAGGUGGGAGCUGUCGAGGCAUACAGCGCGAAAGGAAGAUAUGCCUCAGCAAGAACCCACCACCCUCGAGCCAGAAACUGCUACUGCUCCCACUUCUUCAAUUCUAUCCAAAAACGGCAUCCUCGACCUCAACGCCGUCACAAAACUCCUAGACCAAGACCCAAAAACAACCACUUCAUCUGCACCACAAGAGGCACAGCAACACAACCAAACUCCAGACCAACAGCACGCUCCAACCGAACCCCAAACCAGACAAUCUCAACUAGAAGAAGAGAUGAAACGCCUCCGCAAACAAGAACAAGCAGAAGACGCUUUCAACAAUCUCCAAGGCCAGAUUGUAAAAUUGAGCAUCUCGCAUGAUGGAGAGUAUUGUGUUGCUACUGCUUUGGCUGCUGUGUAA
Messenger RNA from Aureobasidium melanogenum CBS 110374, 864 nucleotides. RefSeq lists its product as uncharacterized. Lineage: Eukaryota; Fungi; Ascomycota; Dothideomycetes; Dothideales; Saccotheciaceae. The record is from RefSeq and is a predicted model, not a curated record. The coding region runs from base 1 to 864 and encodes 287 amino acids. Gene Ontology annotation, molecular function: magnesium ion binding; holo-[acyl-carrier-protein] synthase activity. The transcript has 2 exons.